This is a messenger RNA of Aspergillus campestris IBT 28561, 1206 nucleotides long. Its product is annotated as multidomain presynaptic cytomatrix related protein. Bases 1 to 1206 code for a protein of 401 amino acids. The record is from RefSeq and is a predicted model, not a curated record. Gene Ontology annotation, cellular component: phagophore assembly site. Gene Ontology annotation, biological process: autophagosome assembly. Lineage: Eukaryota; Fungi; Ascomycota; Eurotiomycetes; Eurotiales; Aspergillaceae. The transcript is spliced from 7 exons.
AUGACCGCCCCCCAGUCAGCCUCCACCCCCAAGUUCACCGUCUUCAUCCGCCUUCCCUUCCCAAGAGGCGACUUUGUCGAUCCUCCCCCAGUCGACUGGAAUGCCGCCAAGGAUCAAGCUCUCUGGGACGUCCUGUCGCGGCCUUCCAAAGGGGAUGAUAUCGACUGGAAAGCCCUCGCCGAUCGCUUCGAUGUGACCCUCCAGUUCCUCCUCCAGCAGGCUGCCUGGCUCUACGAUCGUCAACUCUCCCAGGUUCGCGCCCAGAUGCGCAAGGUUGGCACCACUCAGUCGCAUUCGCCUUCUCCCGUCCCGGGCUCCAUCUCCGGCAGUACUGCUUUGCCCCGACCCGUCUCCGGUUCCGCCCCCCGCGUCCCGUCCCGACUGGCCUCCCAGCAGAAGGAUACUCCCCCGCCCCGCGCCCCGGCCCCACGCCGCACCAGCUCCGGCAACACCGUCCCCCAGGUUCCCGCCUCCCGCGAACCCCUCCGGACCGAGACCCCGCCCACCAACCCUGAAGAGCCCAGAUGGGACACUCAAGGCCGUCCCUCCACCGGUCGACGCGAACCUCCCGUCCCCGCCCCCCACUCGCCCGCUGCCGACAGCCUGUCCUCUAGUUCCUCCGAGUCCGAGUCCGAGUCCGAGUCCGAGUCCGAGUCCGAGUCCGACUCCGAGAUGAUCGCCAGUCGGAGGGGCAUGGGAAUCAAACGCUUCGGGAAGGCCUCGACUCAUCGACCCGGACUGCGCGACGACGAUGCCGACGACGACGAGCCCCCGCUGUUCCUGCCGCUGUCCCGCGACACCGACGGCCCGGAUCCCGCUGACCGCGACCUCGGGGAAACCCUCCGGUUGAACGCCCGCCCCCAGACCCAACCCCCGCGGAGAUCCGUCGCUACUGAGUCAUCCGCCAGCUCCGCCAGCUCGAGCGUCCCUGCCGUCCUGCCCCAUCGCCGCCGCUUGCACCAAAGCAGCCCGCGGAGUCCCCGACCGACGGCGGAGCUGGCCCGACUGAGUCCGCGACGGUCUGUCGCCUCCGGCCGGGAGACCAGCGACGGGACCCCUAGCAUGGGGAGUAGCUUCAGCGAUUUGGAUGAUGCGAGUGUGACGCAAUCCGCCCUCGAAGAGGCCCUGCUGAGCAACAUGCAACAUGGCGGCAUGGCCAGCCGGAUGAGUACCAUCAGCCAAGCCUUGCGCAGCCGCUACCUCUGA